Molecule: messenger RNA, 5072 nt
Organism: Hemibagrus wyckioides
Lineage: Eukaryota; Metazoa; Chordata; Actinopteri; Siluriformes; Bagridae
Gene: tagln3a
Product: transgelin 3a
Exons: 5
Coding region: 183-824 (213 amino acids)
Molecular function (GO): protein binding
Source: RefSeq, a predicted model, not a curated record
UGUGAAUAGUGAAUCACUUCGCAUGUGUCGGAUUCGGUAAAACGCGUUUGUUCUGAAGAGUCGACUCAGUGAAGUGAGUCGUGAUGGAGAUUUCUAACUCCUCCCUGUGCCAAGUGAAACAGACGGAGCGGACCGCAGGUCCUCCUUGUGUCUGUAGAACAGUUUAGUGAUUCUCAGAGCCGAUGGCUAACCGAGGGCCGAGUUAUGGCCUGAGCCGUGAGGUGCAGGAGAAGAUCGACCAGAAAUAUGACCCCGAGCUGGAGGCUCGACUCGUGGACUGGAUUGUGGCUCAGUGUGGAGACGACCUGCAGCGCCCACAACCUGGCAAACAGAACUUCCAAACCUGGCUGAUGGAUGGCACGAUUCUCUGCCGCCUCAUUAACAGCCUCUACCCCAGCGACAUGCAGCCCAUAAAGAAAAUUCCGGAAACCAAGAUGGCUUUUAAACAAAUGGAGAAAAUCUCUCAGUUCCUGCAGGCUGCAGAAGCUUAUGGUGUGAACAGAGGAGACAUUUUCCAGACUGUUGACCUGUGGGAAGGGAAGGACAUGGCUGCAGUCCAGAGGACACUCAUGGCUCUGGGAAGUGAAGCUCUCACCAAAGAUGAUGGUCAUUACCAUGGCAACAAGGACUGGUUCCACAGGAAAACUAAAGGCCACAGGAGGGAGUUCUCAGAGGAGCAGCUUCGUCAGGGUCGCACUCUGAUCGGUAUGCAGAUGGGCAGUAACCGCGGUGCGUCUCAGUCAGGUAUGACGGGCUACGGCACGCCGCGACAGAUAAUGCGCUAUGAUUCGCCACGUCGCAAUGGAGAACCGAGCUCCCCCUAAAAACUCCCCUCGCAAUGGUACAACCCAGAUCCAGAGCUCUUCCUUUUCAUAAUGUUUCAUUCAUCUGCUCAGUUUUCUGUCCAAACUCCCUGAUUAUUUAUUUUCCCACUUCCCCUAUUUUCACACACCUUGUGUUCCUUCAGCUACGAAUCAGAAAAAUCCCGGUGUUUAAAAUGAUAUCAUCAAACACAAAAACAUGAACACAUUGUCGCUAGGACAUGCUUUUAGUGCACCAUGUGGCUAGAAAUCAUCAUGAGCUUCAUUCAUCAGUUCAGUACUGACUGAAAUAAACCCGUGUUUCAGUAAACAGCAGUGUAAAGCGGUGGUUUAGCUACCACAUGUUUAACGUCCAGUUGCUAAGUAGCUCGCUAAUUGGCUAAAUCUGUUCACAUGCUAGUCAGUAACCUUGCACAUUGUUUACUUUCCCCCCUUUUUAGUGAACCGAAAGAUUGCCCUUCUUUUAUCCUCUUCAGAGAACAAUAAAGAUUUUGGUAGCAAUAUAUAAUAAAAGAAAAAAUGAAAAACUAAAAAAAAAAAAAUAAACAAAUUAAACAACAGAAAAGAUUUUUUUAAAUGCACGUGUGUGUGUAUAUGCACAUGGAGAAAUCAAAAUCAAAAUAUUUACCAUAAAACUACAAGAAACUGCACGUCUAACAGAGCGCCUGGCCUCCUAGCUAAGAAUCAAAACCUCUUUUCUUUUUUUUACCUACAGCUCAGGGGAAUGAGGAACGUGUGAAGUGAUGAAGACAAAUCAAACUCGCUUUAAAUCACAGGCUACACAGGAAGCCGUUAGCGUAGCUGCAUGUACUCUCGUGUUCAUGGAAUAAAUCUCACACACUGUUAUUAGAACUGAUCUGGAAUUAGCUGCAAGAUCAUUUCUGGAUCAGAUCUUUAGAAAAACACUAAACAGCUUCAUGCUAACAGGAAGUGUACAUAUGGCUGUACAAGAAAGAACCGAACAUCAGACUAGCGACAAGAACAAACCUAUUAACAUUCCUGUAAGUUUGAGAAGUAUGGUUUCAAACACCUUCAGUGCUAGAAGCUUUACAGAAAAACUACAGGUAUCUCAGGAGGAGCUAAAAUUCCCAAAAUAGGGUUUUGCGAGCUAGCAAAAGUCACCAUGGGAUUUUGUUUCUACCUGGCUAAAGGUACCACGAGAAGUUACUACACACCAGCUGAAGUUACCAGGAGUUAAUUGAUAGCAUGUGAAAGGAUACAACAUGCUAGCUAAAGUUAGCACAUGCUUUGUGCUAAUUCAAUAACCGACCAGUAGGAGUUUAUUGCCAACAAGCUACCCUUAUCACCAGUUACUAUUAGCUGUCUAAAGGUACCACAGGACAUUGCUCGCAACAAAUAUUUCCUGCUAGCUAGCUAAAUUAACCACAUAUUUUUUGCUAUUAGCUGUCUAAAGGUACCACAGGACAUUGCUAGCUACAUAUACUGUAUUUUCUGCUAGCUAGCUAAAUUAACCACAAGUAAUUGUUCUUAGCUGUCUAAAGGUACCACAUGACAUUGAUAGCUACAUGUAUGUAUUUCCUGCUAGCUAGCUAAAUUAACCACAAGUAGUUACUAUUAGCUGUCUAAUAUUGUCACCAAGUUAGAGCUAGUUGGUUGAAACUAACUGCAAGACAGCUACAGAAGGUUUUCACUCUCUUGCUAAAGUCACCACAGGAUAUUGCUAGCUGGCUAGUUCUCGCUGAUGUUGGAUUUCAAAAUAUUUGGAAGUAACUGGGUAUGAAAUCUUCCUCAGACCGUGGCCUUGAUGUAGGAUAGUUAAGGCUUAAACUUCAUCAUUCCCUGACAGUAUUAAUAGUGUGUUAUAUUUGUGAUAUUUUAUUCUUAUUUCUACACAAAACAUGACAAUAAUGUGACAACGUUGUGUUUAAAUUGUGACUUUAAUGUGUUAAAAAGCCAUAGUGUUUUCCUUAAUUCCUUAAUAGAAGCCAUAUUGAAGCUGUUGCACUUUUGGAGCCAUCUUUAAAUUUUGUUCUUAGACAGAUUACAGUUUUAUAUUUCAGACAUUUAUAUACUCAUACAUUUUUUUUGUUUGCUUGAAGAGUCACAUUUUUGGCUUUAAUUCCAAGUGAAUGAAUGUCACAAUGAUGUCAUGCUGUGUCUCAAAUCGUUUAUGUACUGCAAACUAGCUGAAGUUACCACAGGAUUUUACUGCUAGUUAGCUAAGAUUGAUGCCAGAUAUUCUUCCUAGCUAGCUAACGUUGAUACCGGAUUUUCAUGCUAGCUGGCUUAAUAAAGUUACCACAGGAUUCUACUGCUAGCUAGCUAGCUAACGUUAAUAUAAUUACUGCUAGCUAGGGAAAAAGUAAAAUUUAGAACCCUUAAGUUGUGAGUUUCUCUGAGGUAAUCGUUUUAAAACUGAGUGUUUUUUUCUAUAUGAAUGUGUCAGAAGUAAAAACUUGUUCUGAAAGUCAAGGAACACUUAUCUGUCCUCUCUCUGUGUUCAGUGUUCUAUAAACAUGUGCUAGAACUGGAGAGUGUGGAACACGCAGAGCAGCAGUGCUAGGAGAACAUUUGGAAUUUGUUAAGAAGUUAUUGUUUGAUUUGAGACGUUACAAACGUGAAUCAGUUCAAAUCUAGAGCUCUUAAAGGAUCAUCAUGUGGUCCUUAAAUAGAAACCAUAGAACCGAUUAGAACUACAGUUCCACAGAAUGCUGGAGGAACCCUUUAUUCGGCGUACUCAAUAACGUUACGCCGAAGUGUGAGUCAGAGUCAGAGCCUCUCUGGUGCCGUCCUUUACGCCAUGCUAACCGGUCGUCUGCAGUCGUGUUUCCGUUCUUGUAACCCAGACCUCGGGAACUUUCCAACAUUCCAGAACAGAUUGCUAUGAUGUCAGAGUGAUGGACGUGCCUGAGGCUGGAGAUGAUGAUCUCACUCACGCUUCUCUAGGCUAGAACAUCUAGGAGCUCGAUGCAGUGCAGUGUAGGGAACCGACGUGAGUCAUGAAGGUGAAGGUCACGUGAACGCCGUCAUGCAUGGGGAUAUACUCGAGCCAGUUCCAUGAGCUUUAUAAUCAGAACUGCAGUUAUAAUCACAUCAGAAAUUUUCUGAUUGGAAUUUGUAGGAAAUUCGUUUUAAACACAACAUGGAUCCAUACUGUGGAUGUGUUUAAACUGAAAAUAAUACUCUCACUGGAACUGUGUUACUACACUAUAUUGGCAAAAGUUUUGGGACACCCCUCCAAAUCAUCAUUGAGUUCAGGUGUUGUUUUUCAGGGGUUGGACUCCGCCCCUUAGUUCCAGUGAAAGGAAUGCUUCAGCUUCAUACCAAGACAUUUUGGACAAUUUCAUGCUCUUUGUGGGAACAGUUUGGGGAUGACCCCUUCCUGUUCCAACAUGACUGCACACCAGUGACCAAAGCAAGGUCCAUAAAGACAUGGAUGAGUGAGUUUGGUGUGGAGGAACUUGACUGACCUGCACAGAGUCCUGACCUCAACCCCAUAGAACACCUUUGCCCAAACUGUUCCCACAAAGUUGGGAGCAUGAAAUUGUCCAAAAUGUCUUGGUAUGAAGCUGAAGCAUUAAGAGUUCCUUUCACUGGAACUAAGGGGCCGAGCCUGACCCCUUAAAAAACAACACCUGAACUCAAUGAUCUGGAGGGGUGUCCCAAAAUGUUUAGGCUAUAUAGUGUGUGUAUAUAUAUAUAUAUAUAUAUAUGUAUAGCAUCAGUUUUCACAGUUUUCAUGUGCACUUGAUUGAGUUGAUUUUUUUUAUUUUCCCCCUAAAUAGUUUCCCAAGAGUCAGAUGAAAAUAUUUCAUUUUUCUCAAACUGCGUGUUUGUCUUUUUUUUUUCUUUUUUUUUAAAGAAAUGUAAGGAAAGAUAAAUGAAUUAGUUUGAAAUGAUUGUGCAGUUUUACAGUAUUAAACAAAGCAGUGUGUAAUGUUGUUGCAGUAGGUAUGCACCGGUUUCCCAUGCUUUAACAAGUUUGUGUUGUGAAAAGUGUGUAAAAGGCAAACGUGUACAGAUACUGACAGACUUGCAGGCAAAAAAUGACGAUUUUGCAUUAAAAUAAUAAAUAAAAUACAGCAGUCGCUGCAGCUGAAAAUGUGCUAAGAUCUGCAGCGACACAGACCGAUAUCAGCUGAUACAGUGUGAGAUCCUGUGUAAUUAAAAACUAACACAUUAAUAUAGGAUUGCAUUGUGUGUAAUUAAUCGGUAAUUAGAAGAUUGCUGUCCAUCACUGUACGAGUUUAAACACUUUGUGAGAGGUCAAUAAAUCUGUUUGAAUUCCUA